UUGUCAGAGACCAGAGGAGUUGUGGGGUACUGCACUUGUCCAGACUGACGUACUUUCAUAUGGGUGUUCCCACUUCUCUGGGUCUUUCACUGUACUCAUCUUUUCGUUGGUCCGCGUUCACUUUGUCACCGGGCUCGACUGGCAGAGCAGAGAUCGUCGUGUUUCCAAGGCUGGAGACCAGGUUGGAGUACCUGCAUACAGGGGAUGCAUAAAAUUGCUGAAAGUUGAAGGACAAACAAUUCAACAUCCAUGGAGAACAAUUUCAGUUUUGAGGAGGGCAGUGACAUGUCAUAUGAAGACAACAACCCAACCUUCCCUUCACCAGUGAGAUUGACCUCACAAGAGUGGCAGAAUGGCUCCUUUGAUAUUGAAAGGAGGGGAGAGGAGGAGAAGGAGGAAGAGAAUGAGCUUCCCCUAGAAGUUGUCAUACCCAGCGGUUCAGAGGCUUUUCUGAACAUGAACACCAAUGCCACCACAAGAGGGGACGCUCAAGCCUAUGUGGAGCUGAAUGAGCUCCAGGGAAACACCUGGCAGGAGACUUGCCGGUGGGUCGGCUAUGAGGAGACCCGUGACCCUGUGACAGAGAGGUGGGGUGCAUGUCACGUCUCCUAUCUCAGUUUUAAAAGCCUGCUCCAAGUCCGCAGGAUCAUGAGUACAGGCGCUGUCAUCUUUGACCUGAGUGCUGGCAGUCUGUCCUCUGUGGCUGAAAAAAUAGCUGAUGAGUUGCAGAACAAGGGUGAAAUCCGGGCCAGUGAUCGCGAGGGCCUGCUUAGAGCUCUUCUGAUGAGACGCAGUCAGACUGAGGGUCCUGUGAUUACUCCAACUGGAGACAUUCAGAUGCAGACUUUCUCUGUAGUGAAGAAGAGAGAUAGCUCUGACAACAUGGAGGCAUCAGUUGUCCUCACUGGUGUCGUUGAAACCCUGCAGAAACCAGUUAUUGGCUUUGUCAGGCUGGCUGACUCUGUCGUGAUGGAGUCGGUCCUGGAGUCUGCACUCCCCGUUCGCUUUGUCUUUGUGCUGGUGGGCCCCAGUCAGAGUGGAAUAGACUACAGCGAAAGUGGUCGUGCCAUGGGUGCUCUGAUGGCCGACUGGGUUUUCUGUCUGGAAGCAUUUCUGGCCAAGACUGAAAAAGAUCUGACCAAUGCCAUCGCUGACUUCAUGGACUGCACCAUCGUGAUUCCUCCCACUGAGAUCCAGGAUAAGGUGAUGCUUGAGCCAAUCAUUGGAUUCCAGCAAAAGUUGCUGCGGGACAGACUCCGUCCCAUUGACACCCGACUUGCCUUUGGAGAAAGGCUUAAAGCUCUUCAAGGUCCAGAGGAGCCAAGAGAAGACCCGCUGGCCCGUACAGGCUAUCCAUUUGGUGGAAUGUUUAAGGACCUUAAGCGCAGAUACCGUCACUACAUCAGCGACUACACCGAUGCUCUGAACCCCCAGGUCCUCGCAGCCAUUAUCUUCAUCUACUUCGCUGCCCUGUCCCCGGCUAUUACGUUUGGCGGGCUUCUAGCUGACAAAACGGAUAAAAUGAUGGGUGUGUCAGAGCUUAUGGUCUCCACCAGCAUCCAAGGUGUCAUCUUCUGUCUCAUCGCCGCCCAGCCUGUCCUCGUCAUUGGUUUCUCCGGACCUCUGCUCUUGUUCGAAGAAGCUUUUUAUCUUUUCUGCGAAUCGAAGAACAUUGAGUACAUUGUGGGCCGUAUCUGGGUUGGAAUGUGGCUGAUAGUGAUUGUGAUCAUCAUCGUGGCAAUGGAAGGUAGCUUCCUUGUCCGAUAUAUUUCCCGCUUCACCCAAGAAAUCUUCUCAAUCCUCAUCUCGCUCAUCUUCAUCUAUGAGACCUUCGCAAAACUCAUCAAGAUCUUCCAAACACACCCUCUGGUCCUGAACUACGAGAAAUUGAAUGACACUCUGGAAAACCCAUUCCACACAGUCCUCAAGACACACACUGUACAUCAUGCAGAUGGCAAUACAUCUAUUAUUGAGAAGGAACAUGAAAGGGCAUUCCCCAACACCGCCCUUCUGUCUAUGUGCCUUAUGUUUGGCUGUUUCUUCAUUGCAUACUUCCUUCGUCAGUUCAAGGGUGGACACUAUCUCCCCGGCCCUAUCCGUCGUUUGAUUGGAGAUUUUGGAGUCCCCAUCGCUAUUUUUAUCAUGAUCUUUAUUGAUAUCAGCAUUGAAGAUGCCUACACCCAGAAACUGAUUGUGCCAAAAGGUAUCCAAGUCACCAAACCAGAGGCCAGAGGCUGGUUCAUCAACCCCAUGGGGGAAAACAGUGAUUUCCCUGUCUGGAUGAUGGGUGCCUGUUGUGUUCCUGCACUGCUUGUUUUCAUCUUGAUUUUCAUGGAGUCCCAGAUUACCACGCUGAUUGUGAGCAAACCUGAGAGGAAAAUGAUGAAAGGAUCUGGUUUCCACUUUGAUCUGCUUCUCUUGGUCACCAUGGGGGGUAUAGCCUCUAUCUUUGGGGUCCCCUGGCUGAGUGCUGCCACAGUACGGUCUGUUACCCAUGCCAACGCUCUCACAGUCAUGUCCAAGGGCCCCAAACCAGAGAUAGAGAAGGUGAUUGAACAGAGGAUCAGUGGCAUAUUCGUGGCCAUCCUGGUUGGUGCGUCAAUUUUCAUGGAGCCUAUUCUGAAGAUGAUUCCUAUGACAGCCUUAUUUGGUAUCUUCCUCUACAUGGGUAUCACGUCUCUGAGUGGAGUCCAGAUGUGGGACAGGAUGCUUCUGCUUAUCACUCCCAAGAAAUACCAUCCUUCUGAUGCCUACGCCACCAGGGUGAAAACGUAUAGGAUGCAUCUCUUCACGCUGAUCCAGGUCCUGUGCCUGGGUGUCCUGUGGGCGAUAAAGAUGAGCCCCGUGUCUCUGGCUCUGCCUUUCGUUCUCAUUCUUACCAUCCCUCUCCGCAUGUUCAUGACCGGCCGGCUCUUCACUAACCUGGAGAUGAAAUGCUUGGAUGCAGAUGAUGCCAAAGUGAAAUUUGACGAUGAGGAAGACGGACUGGCAUAAACAUAAACUUGAAAGCAAAGUCCCUCCUUAUUUCACUUCAAACUGUUCUGCUAUUAUUUUUCCGUAAGACUUGUCAGUCCUAGUAUUCACAUAAUAUUCCUGCAAAUUUGUGUUUAUGAACCCAACUAACAACCAGGGUAAGAUUGUAAUCCUUCGCAUUUUCAACAUGAUUUUAAACCUUCACUGAUGUCUGUUUAUCUACUUAGAAAAAAGGAGAAUUUGAUUUAAGAAUAUAAUUUUAACAUCAAAGUUAUUGCCACGUAAGAUGUGAAAACAUUACAUUUAUCUAUUUAUUAUGUUUUUCUGUCUUUUAAUACUCAACUAUAGUACGAUUUACAUGACCACAGUAUUGUCACAUUUUAGAUCUGCCCAUGUUGUAACCUGGAUUAUCUUAAAUCAAGCUAAUUUGAUCCAGCUCCAUAAAUUGACACAAAUCAUAAUUUUUGUGGUUCUUCGUAUGUGUUUUUCCAACAUACCCCCUAUAAUUCUUAAAUGUCUUUGAAUUUGUGUUUUUCAAGUUUGAUUUCUUUUAUAUGUAUUGCUUAUGAAAUAGUUUUAUCUUUUUCCUGUUUAGAAUGUGUAUAAAAAUGUCUUAUUCAAUUAUAUUUGAUUUUCAUGAGUGUAAUUGCUUUUUUGAUUAUAAAGUGCGGCCUUCCCUAGUAGUAAACGACAAGAUAGAAUUGAGUCAAUUGUUUCACUGAUGACAUCAGGGAGAUAUUUCUUUGUAAAUGCCUUCUUAUGCAAUUUAUGUUGCUUAUCACAAACGUGCGCUUCAAACACUGUACGUGCUUUUGAUUUCACUUUAACAAAAAUACAAAAUAAAAUACUUUUAAAUUGUU
Cololabis saira (Pacific saury) is the source of this 3833-nucleotide messenger RNA. It is a transcript of the gene slc4a1a, whose product is annotated as solute carrier family 4 member 1a (Diego blood group). Lineage: Eukaryota; Metazoa; Chordata; Actinopteri; Beloniformes; Belonidae. Gene Ontology annotation, cellular component: basolateral plasma membrane; plasma membrane. The record is from RefSeq and is a predicted model, not a curated record. The coding region runs from base 250 to 2994 and encodes 914 amino acids. The transcript has 21 exons. Gene Ontology annotation, biological process: bicarbonate transport; monoatomic anion transport; transmembrane transport. Gene Ontology annotation, molecular function: solute:inorganic anion antiporter activity; monoatomic anion transmembrane transporter activity; bicarbonate transmembrane transporter activity.